This is a messenger RNA of Penicillium riverlandense, 489 nucleotides long. RefSeq lists its product as uncharacterized. The coding region runs from base 1 to 489 and encodes 162 amino acids. The record is from RefSeq and is a predicted model, not a curated record. The transcript is spliced from 2 exons. NCBI's taxonomy places the organism in Eukaryota, Fungi, Ascomycota, Eurotiomycetes, Eurotiales, Aspergillaceae.
AUGUAUGUCGUGCGCAAGCGUAAGACCGACAAGAUAUUGCCAGUCAGCUCUUCUGACUCUGGAUGGAUCAAAGCCAGAGCCACCACCGACCUCCUCGAGCGGAAUGCCCGUGGCUUCGGCAUAAAGACGCCGGAGAUGCUCAAGGUCCCACAAGGCACGCUCAAGAACCUCAAUCAGACGACUCGCCAUAACGUUGAACUCCUCCUCAUCCCAGUUCCAAUAAUCAACGUUGUUGAACGGGGACUGGUAGAGGGCGCCCUCAACACGACGUGCUACAGCGACGAUUUCAUCGGCCGGCAAGUGGAUCAAAUUGUCAUCAUCGUCAUCGUUGAUCGGAGACUGGUAGAGAGCGGGAUCAUAGGGAGGAGGGGCAUGGCUUCUCAGAUCAGGGUCAGAAGCCAAGCGGUGGAUGGCAUCUAUGAGAGAUACGGAAAUCCCCUCCGAAUGGCGACGCUGUGGAACGGGAUUCCCAGGCGCACGAUUCAGUAG